AUGUGUGUUUUCGGGUAUCUGAUACAGUUGUGGAACCUUACAGCCCUCUCAGUUCAUCAACUGGUAGAAAACACAGACGAGACUUACUGUAUUGAUAAUGAGGCUCUAUGUGAUAUCUGUUUCCGUACUCUCAAACUGACCACACCCACUUACGGUGAUCUAAACCACCUGGUUUCAGCCACUAUGUCUGGAGUGACCACCUGUCUCCGAUUUCCUGGUCAACUAAACGCCGACUUGAGAAAACUCGCCGUCGACAUGGUACCCUUUCCACGUCUACAUUUCUUUAUGCCAGGAUUUGCUCCUCUCACUUCACUCCCAGCAAUGUUUGACGCCAAAAACAUGAUGGCUCGCCAUGGUCGUUAUCUGACAGUCGCUGCUAUGUUCAGAGGUCGUAUGUCAAUGAAGGAGGUGGAUGAGCAGAUGCUGAACGUUCAGAAUAAGAACAGUCUAAAAAUGUCUGGCAGAUUUAUUGGUAAUACGACAGCCAUUCAGGAACUCUUCAAGAGAAUCUCAGAACAGUUUACUGCCAUGUUCAGAAAAAAGUCUUUUCUCCAUUGGUAUACUAAUGAAACUGAAGAGGAGGGGGAAUUUGAGGAAGAAGAAGGUGAACAAGAAGAUGCUUAG
This is a messenger RNA of Lottia gigantea (owl limpet), 624 nucleotides long. RefSeq lists its product as hypothetical. NCBI's taxonomy places the organism in Eukaryota, Metazoa, Mollusca, Gastropoda, Lottiidae. The record is from RefSeq and is a predicted model, not a curated record. Gene Ontology annotation, biological process: microtubule cytoskeleton organization; mitotic cell cycle. Gene Ontology annotation, molecular function: structural constituent of cytoskeleton; GTPase activity; GTP binding. Gene Ontology annotation, cellular component: microtubule; cytoplasm. The coding region runs from base 1 to 624 and encodes 207 amino acids. The transcript is spliced from 4 exons.